Pocillopora meandrina is the source of this 4113-nucleotide messenger RNA. The record is from the annotation of a GenBank genome assembly. Lineage: Eukaryota; Metazoa; Cnidaria; Anthozoa; Scleractinia; Pocilloporidae.
AUCUUUUUGUCCCCUUCUUUCACAACAUCUGUCACAGAGAUGUGUGUCACGCCAGUCUGUCGUUGUUCAUCUUAUUUAAGUUAUAACGUGACGGUCAUUUGCCAUACAGACGACGUAAAGAACGACUUAAACCAUUCCAUAAAGAAGCCGGAGGAAAUCGUCGCUCUGUACGUAAAUAGCUAUGACUCAUUAUUUUACAUUCUUUCUUUCUUCUUCUCUUUCCGUCUUCUUUGUUAUAGCUUGAAAUCGUCUUUGAAAAUGUUCCUAAGUACGUCAGUGAAGAAUUUGGUGUCCCCACUGAAUUGAAGAGGAAAGAUGCGAGAUAUUUUUAUGUCAGUGAUCAUUGCUAAUGCUGAAAAAACUAAAAACUUUCACUCUCCUGCAGCAUGAAAAAUGCUGAAAGAAUUUCACUCUCCUGCAGCAUUAUCGAGUUAAAUUUGCUCAAUUCUUCAGUUGGGCACUUUGCAACAAGAACUACUUAAUUGUUCUGUGCUGGGUUACCUGAAGCCCAACUAAAACUAGUCUCUGUUUGGUGGAAACAAAAAGCAAACUUGAUACUGGUACACGAACAUUCGUCGUCCAAGAACAAUGGCGGUACUCACUGAAAUAUAGAACCAAAAAUAAGAUACUUAAUAAUACUUAUUCGGCGCAAAUAUCUAUAUGAAUAUAUUCAGAUGCGCCUUACAAGUUACAAACCCACCCAACCCAACCCAGGGGAGGACAUCCAUCACACAGUAAUCUCGUGCGUGGGAAAUUAACGUCUCCUACCCCAAACCCUGCAAGAGACGGGACCUCCGGCUUAACGUCUUAUCCGAGAAGACGAAUAAUCAUGUAAUAGCAUAACAUACUUAAUAAUACUUAUUAAAUGAAGAAAAAUUAGAAAAAUGCCUAAUGACGACAUAGAUAUUAGGCUCAAGUAGAAGUGAGGUUUAUUCGAGUUUCCUAACAAACUAUAUCACUUUGACCAAAGGUUAUUCUUUUUUAGUACUGUCGUAGAUGACAACGCUACCAAUAUACCAGAAGGCACAUUUGUCAAGUUCAUCAAUUUGAAAUAUCUGUAAGUAUUUUAGUAACUUGUGAUCAAAUAUAACUUUUUGGUUUAUUCGUUUUGUUCUCCCUUGCCUUCAAGCUAAUUUUUAUGUUCAAAGAAUACUCGUUUUCACUUAAAGUUUGUUAAAUCAACCUAUCUGAGGAGCACAGCAACAUGGUCUAACAAUAUGGUGUAAGACAUGGUUUGAUGCUACCCUGGUUUAAGGAUUUAAUAUAUGUACUCGAGAAGUUACAAUUCAUAGAACCAACCUUUCGACACUCCUGUCUAAUGCCCUCAUUAGGGGUGAUCUAAUCGCUGCAACAACGAAGAGGACCUUUUAUAUGCUCACUAAUUGGUAGCGUCGAUUAGUGGUGAAAAUUGAUAAAUCACCACUAAUCGACAUUACCAAUAGCACCUUUAUUUGGAAGCCUGUCCGCGCUCCCUUAAAUCGCGAUGAUGGCGGCUUAAUACCUGAUGCCUAUCUGACCUCGUCCGAAAAAAGGGCAACUAAUUAGUGAGAAUAUAAAAGGACCUCUUCUUGCAGUGAUUAGAUCAACUCUGAAGAAGGCACUAGACAUGAGUGUCGAAACGUUGGGUCUAUGAAUUGUAAGUUCUCGAUUACAUUCAUUAAAUCUUUCACCAAAGUAGGAUCAAACCAUGUCUGAUUGUCCGCCUGGUUGCCUUGUGAACUUUAAUAUGGUGAAAGAUUUCCCAUUGUGAAGCUCGAUUGGGUUCAACAGUUUCGUUACCAUUGAUAUUGACACCUGUCAUAUAUAUAUAUAUAUAUAUAUAUAUAUAUAUAUAAUGUAUAUUUAUAUAAUAUAUAUAUAUAUAUAUAAUAUAUAUAUUUAUAUAAUAUAUAUAUUUAAACCCCUGAAGAGUGAAGCGGUUCACGAUCGACUUGCAGACUUCCUAUAUAUAUAUUAUGAGAGGAAAAAACGACGCAACUACAUAUCCCGACAAGCCUGUUUCGUGAAUCGCUUCACUCUUCAGGGGUUUAAUUAAUCCCCUGAAGAGUGAAGCGAUUCACGAAACAGGCUUGUCGGGAUAUGUAGUUGCGUCGUUUUUUCCUCUCAUAAUAUUUAUUCUGCUCUACUUCAACGUAUUGAGCACUCUUCCACGCGAAAAUCGACCUGCAGACUUCCUAUAUAUAUAUAUAUAUAUAUAUAUAUAUAUUACCAAGUUAAAAACUUAGCUCGAAGUUGUUUCGUGAAUUUAUUCACCUCUAAGUAAGCUUUUUUGGCUAAAAAAAGAUGGCCUUGGUAUAUACCUUUGGAUAUAAUUUCGAAUUUUCUUCGAAAAAAAAAAACGACCAUGGUGAACCUAUUAGGUACAUACAUUAAAUCUAUUUAACUGACAUAAUAUGUUUUUACCGAUUAUUCAUCGAAUUGGAUAUCUACUAAGCUGUCAAGCAGCAAGGUCAAUAUCCACAAUUUUCACUUACAUCAAGACUAUUGAAUAACUGUUGUAGUAUAUACCACAUACGUAGAAACCAUAGAAUCAAUGUAGUUUUUUUCAAUAUACCGAAAAAUGAUCGCAAAUUAAACCCUUGACGCGUGAUUCGUCUCUUCGGCUGCUCGAAGAAGUUUGCUUGCUAAUCACCUCCGAAUUAACCCAUGCGCAAAAAGCACAUCUCAAAGAUGUGGUAUAUGUAUUAACGAUCAAUAUGUACAUUGAAUGCCGUUUGAACUGUAAUGCAAACUCGCGAUUAAUUACCAGUUUGCUUUUCUCAAAGGGAACUCAAAUUCAAAAACUUGAAAACCUGGAAUGGGAAUAUUUCCCGCGAACUACCUUCUCUCGAAGCAAUUUCAUUGGUGACCGAGAAUACCUUUGUUCCUCCUUCACACGUUCUCAAAGCGUCAAGCCUUCAGCGCAUCUCUGGUGUUACUUGGAGCAGUGCUUGCAACAACAAGACACUUAUAAAGAACCAAACUCACUCAAACGUGACGCUUUUCAAGAAAGGGGUGUAUGACAUUUACCCAAAGUCACGCUGUCGAGGUUCACGCUACCUUGUCGAAUCCAUAUCUCGCUUAUUUGCUAAGUAUGGAUUUGUAAUUGCUUUCGAUGAAAAAUGCUUCACCUCUGAAGUGACAGUCAUCCCAAUGCAUCGAUGCUGGGACAGUGCUAAUGAAGCUCUAUAUAUUGAAUACCUGUUAACUCCAUUAAUAAUAAUCUUCAACUUGACAGUGUUUUUUACAAUGUCUACCACAAAAACACUCAGAAAACUACCUUGUAUGUUAUUAGUUGCAAAUUUGGCCUUGAGUGACUUUUUCCUAGGAGUGUACACCCUUGCUAUCACGUCAUCACGUCACGCUAUGACUUAUCAAGCCUUCGUUGGCGUGAUGAGCUCUUUGUGUCCAGCUAUUGGUUUUGUGUGGGUUGUCGGGCAAUUUGCAGCAGCUCUUUCUUCAUUGCUGUUGACUACUGAACGAUACAUAGCGAUUAUCUUCUCCAUGAGACCAAGUAUCUCUGUCACAGCAAAGGUAUGCCUCUAUUGCAUGGCUGCCUCGUGGGCAAUAGCUGUAUUUAUGGCAUCCCUUCCAUUCCUCGGUGUGGGAACAUACACUACGACUACCUUCUGCCUUCCGAUCCAGCCUGCGAAGGGAAUCCCUCAUUCGUUUGCAUACAGCGCCAGUGUCGUCGCAAUUGGAGUUUUGUUGUACAUAAUCACUAUUCCCAUGUAUCUCCAUAUUUUUGUCCAUGUGAGGAACUCAGGAAAUCAAAUGGGUAUAAAGCGAGAUGGAAAACUGGCCAAAAAGAUUUCAAUCUUGGUCACAAGCAAUUUGAUGUUUUUCCUUGUUCCUGUGUUUAUAGGAGUAUUAUGGUUGAUGACUCAAACUUUCAACAAAGUUUCUUUAACGACCAGAGAAAUUUUGGUGGGUUCAUUAACAACUGUUUGUUUUAGCAUCAACUCCUUUUUAAAUCCUCUUCUUUAUGCAUUUAGAGACAGAAGGUUUCGAGUGACAUUAAAGCAUAGAUUACACCGUCUUAUUCAUCCAAACACCACUUUUGUGCAACACGUCAGCUAUAGAUCAGCGGCCGAUACAAGAUCUAAUGCCGGGAACACUAUAAAACUUAAAUAG